Molecule: messenger RNA, 2817 nt
Organism: Peronospora belbahrii
Lineage: Eukaryota; Oomycota; Peronosporomycetes; Peronosporales; Peronosporaceae
Source: the annotation of a GenBank genome assembly
AUGUCCAAUUGGGGCAUGCGUUUAAAUCCAUUUAGCAAGAGCUAUUCGCAGCUUGAAAUGGAUCAAAUGCGUUUUAUUCAUCAAGCCUAUUGUGAAGCAAUGGAAGUGAGCGAAGAAGAUUUACCCACUGCAUUAAAAAUGGAUGAUAAUUUCUAUCCAUUACAUCAUCCCACAAUCUCGGAUUUUGAUGAGAAUUCAUAUUUACGAAAGAUGCAGGAUGUUGUGGGUUUAUUACGUAAUCCUGCUGAAGCGAUUAUAUCGAGUAUUUGUGCAUAUCAGAGAGAACGAUAUGAUCGAGCAUUUACAUUUUCGGGCUAUUUAAAUGAUCCACGUACACUUUUACUUGAAGAAUUUAAAGAUUGGGCCAUGCGGACACUUGCACCCGCAACGUGUACAACGGAAUCAAUUUUGAUUGAAGUACGAAGACGACAUAGUUAUGUCUUGAGAUUACAACAUGGACAACAAGGUUUAUUUCAUUCGGGAUCAGGCGAACGCUCAUUACUUGGUACAUUAAAAGAUGUGAGAAAUGUGAUUGAAACACGAGUUCUUCCAACGAUUGAAACAGAACGUGCUCACUCAUCAGCACGUGAGCAACUACAUACAUUGGAAGCACGUGGUACAGAUGGAUUAAUGCAUGGAAUUCAAUUUCUCUUCUACGUACUACGCAAUACGCCAAAUACACCGGCAGAUUGUACGAUCAGUAAUUUACAGGUACAACAACAUGCAGGCAUGAAGGAUGCAAUGAGCAGCAAGUCAGGACAGAUGCUCGAAGUGCUGCUUACGACUCCGUCCUUCAAGGAGUUGUUUCCUCAGAAUCAGGCCGCAAUGUCCCCUCAGGAUUCACUACCGUCUUUACAUUUGACAAACGAGGAGGAGGAAGAAAUGACGCAUACUGCAGUUUUCUGCGAUACGGAAGCAAAUCCACAGGUUCCUACCGUAUUGACGCGGCAGCUGCGACGUAACUCGAACUCGAGCGACGUGGUGAUUACUCCGUCAGAGUUUUUGCAGCAGAGCAACUCAGGCGUUGUGUCGCUUCGGAAAGAGGUACAAAAGGAGACUUUCGACGCGUAUACCAAGCUGCAUGGCUUGCUGAAGCUGCUUGCAGAUUUGCUAGUGUCAUGUCGUAAAGCUCGACAGCUUGCUGGUCCCGGUGGCGAUUUGCUUGUGUAUGGUCCUGGUGGCGAAGAAAUCCGGCGUUUGAUGCAGUCGCUGGAAGCAGUACAGUCAGAGAUUAGUAAGGAGGUGAGCAAACUCACGCGCAUCGGUGUCCGCGAAUUGGAUCGUCUUAAGCCCAAUCAGGAAAAGGCUUGGCGUUGGAGCUUUAGUAAGGUGCUGCCGCUUGAAGGCUACUUGGCCCGUGAUUUUGGCGCGUGUGUAGAACCUAUUCAGCGUAUGUAUGCGAGCGCUGACCCGUUACACGUACAAAAAAUGUACAAACAGUUUAAACAGGCGACAGGUUUAUGGGUGGAGGAAAACAACUCUAUCUGCAGGUAUGUCACGGCAGCGUUAGGUGGGGGCUUUAUUGAAGAUGGAGCAAAGCACCACAAACAGUUAGAAAAUGGAAAGGAGGAACCCGAAAGUCAUGCGACCAUCGAGUUGCUGGAGGACGAAGCUCCAACAGAUAUGAGCAACACGCUGGUAGUAGCGGGGUCUGGGUCCAGUCAUCGUACCAGUAGCAGUCAAAAGGCGUCAUCGUCGGAAAUGGAGGAUCGGGUGAUUGUGCUGAACGACGGCAGCUCAGAGAACGAGAUCAAUGUGGAGAACCAACUGGUGGUGGCAAAUCGAGCAAAUGUCGGCGCUCCCAAGAAGCAGCCAAGCUCGGAUAGCGGUUCGUUCUUUUCAUCACUUGUGUCGUGGGGUGUGAGUGCAAAGACACCACCGAGAAUAAAGAAAGGUGAGAGCAGCCCAGUCAACUCUGAAACCGACGAAGAUGAAGACAUUGAAAAGGGUCCAUCAUCGUCCACUUCAGCCAAGGAAGCCGCCGAUAUUGCCGCAGCUCAGGGCGGUGUGCUGGACACACUGCUGCUAGUGCGUCAGUCGAUUCAGCGUAUCGGUCAGUUGUCUUGGGGAGUCCGGACAUCGUACCAUACUGCGUCCAUUGAUGAAGGUAAUUUUGACGCUUUCAUCGUGCUGUGCUCCAUUUACGAAACUGCUGGCGUUUCUUGCUCUAGCGACUUGCUGCUCCGUGUGAGGUUGCAUCGUACGCGUCUAUCGCAGCUUCUUAAGAAGCACAUUCGGUCAAUUCUUAGCUGCGUCGUGGUACUUCAACGUCGGAUUGUUGAUGAAGAAAAGAGUAUUCCGGGCAUGACUCUCGUAUACCGACGACUGAGAGCGAACCUGUCUAAGUUUGAAAAAGAGAUGGACGAUCUGUUGACUAGAUUCAAGCAGCUGAUGGUGGAGUCGUCGAAGAUGAAGGCGGGCAUCCUCGCGUUGCCUCUGGCACAGCAGCGUGAGUCGAACGACGUUAUCGGUAUGGGUGCCUAUGCAUACAACUCAAUUAACGCUCUCACGUCUAGCUUUGGCUCUGCACCCGUGCCGUCUGCAGCCAUCCUCUCGCACGGUGAGUACAUGACACAGUUGAGGUCGCAGCUAGAUCUGCAUUGGAACAGUAUUUCGCACCUUUUCCAGAGCAUUCAAGGCACCGUUGAGGCCGUAGCUACAGUGGAUGACCGUCUGAAGGGUUACGCCAAGUUCCCAGACAUCACCGUGCCACCGCAGCAGCUGGAUUACAUUUUUGAAUUCAACUACGACGGCUUUUUCCGCCAAACAACGAAGGAUUUAGAAAUUUUGCUGACGUCCUUUGACACGUCCAAGUAG